GUUUAGCAAAUUUACAUUUUCCUACGGUGUAUGAAACAACGAUUAUUACCUAAGAAGAACAACAAUAUAUAACGGUUGAACAACAAUAUUCAGUCUGCAGUUUGGUUGCUCGGAGCGUGUCAGUUAGCUAACCUUUGCUCAAGGAAAUCGACCAUUCAAAGCGAUGGAUGAAUACGAGGAAAUAGCUAACGUUAGCCUUCCUUAGCUGGUGAUUUUGACUAGCUACAUAAGCUGUCAUGCGCAAGAGGAACAUUUGGAUAUUAUUUGCAGCAAUUUGUUAAAUUAAAUCAGGUGUGACAUCAUUGGCAGCCUCAUCUUGGAUCUAGCAUGGCCUUCAGCAAAGGAUAUCGCAUCUACCACAAGUUGGACCCGCCCCCGUACAGCGUCAUCGUGGAAACCAGGAACAGAGAUGAAUGCCUCAUGUUCGAGUCGGGCGCCGUCGCCGUGCUAUCGGCAGCAGAGAAGGACGCCAUUAAGAACACCUACACCAAGAUGAUGGACGCCUAUGGGAUUCUGGGAGUUCUUCGCCUCAACCUGGGUGAUUCCAUGCUCCACAGCUUGGUGGUAGCAGCAGGCUGUAGCUCCGUAGGGAAGGUGCAAGACUCUGAGGUGUUCCGGGUCACGUCUACAGAGUUUGUUUCUCUGAAGAACGACCCGAGUGACGAGGACCGCAUCGCUGAUGUCAGGAAAGUCCUGAACUCUGGGAACUUUUAUUUCGCUUGGUCUUCUAGCGGCAUCAGCAUGGACCUCAGCCUCAACGCCCACCGCCGGAUCAAGGAGGACACCACAGACAACCGCUUCUUCUGGAACCAGUCCCUUCACCUUCACCUAAAGCACUACGGUGUGAACUGUGAUGACUGGUUGUUGAGGUUGAUGUGUGGCGGGGUGGAGAUCAGGACGAUCUACGCAGGUCACAAACAGGCCAAGGCCUGCGUCAUCUCCCGCCUCAGCUCAGAGAGGGCCGGGACGCGUUUCAACGUCCGAGGGGCCAACGAUGACGGACAGGUGGCCAACUUCGUAGAGACUGAACAGGUGAUCUUCCUGGAUGACCAGGUGUCUUCCUUCAUCCAGAUCCGUGGUUCCAUUCCUCUGUUCUGGGAGCAACCAGGAAUACAGGUGGGCUCUCAUCGUGUCAAGCUCUCCAGAGGGUACGAGGCCAACGCACCGGCUUUUGAGAGACACUUCAGUGCUCUGAGGAGGCUGUAUGGGAAACAGGUGAUCAUCAACCUGCUAGGCAUGAAGGAGGGAGAACACAUGCUCAGCAAAGCAUUCCAGAGUCACCUGAAGGCGUCCGAACACGCCGGAGCUGUGAAGAUGAUUAACUUUGACUACCAUCAGAUGGUGAAGGGCGGUAAAGCUGACAAACUCCACAGUGUCCUCAAACCUCAGCUCAACAAGUUUCUGGAUGACUGUAGCUUCUUCUACUACUCUGGAGAGACCGGGGUUACCAAGUCUCAGAGUGGUACCCUCAGGACCAACUGUCUAGACUGUCUAGACAGAACCAACAGUGUCCAGGCCUACUUCGCUUUGGAGAUGUUACCUAAACAGUUAGAGGACAUGGGUCUGACAGAGAAGCCCCAGCUGGUAGCCAGGUUUCAGGAAGUGUUCAGGUCCAUGUGGACGGUUAACGGAGACUCGGUCAGCAAGAUCUACGCUGGGACCGGAGCCCUGGACGGAAAGGCUAAGGGGGGUAAGUUGAAGGACGGUGCUCGCUCUGUGACCAGAACCAUCCAGAAUAACUUCUUUGACAGUUCAAAGCAGGAGGCCAUCGACAUCCUCCGACUGGGUUCAACACUGAACAGUGACCUGGCAGACAAGGCCCGGGCCCUGCUCACCACGUCCAGUCUUUACGUCACUGAGCCUAUCUUACAAUCAGCCUCUCCCAGAGUUCUACUGGGAAUGUGUCAGAACCACCAGAAAUACACGCGUCCCAAACAGAUCAGGGUGUCAGUGGGUACGUGGAACGUCAACGGGGGCAAACAGUUCCGCAGCAUCGCCUUCCGCAACCAGACCCUCAACGAUUGGCUGCUGGACGCUCCGAUGAAGGCCGGACUCCCAGAGUUCCAGGACAGUAGAGCCAACCCACCAGAUAUCUUUGCCAUCGGCUUUGAGGAGAUGGUGGAGUUGAAUGCUGGCAACAUCGUCAGUGCCAGUACGACCAAUCAGAAGUUGUGGGCUGCAGAGCUGCAGAAGAACAUAUCUCGUGAUCAUAAAUACGUCCUGCUGGCAUCCGAGCAGCUCGUGGGAGUCUGUCUGUUUGUCUUCAUACGCCCCCACCACGCCCCCUACAUCAGGGACGUUGCUGUGGAUACGGUGAAGACGGGGAUGGGCGGAGCCACAGGUAACAAAGGGGGAGUGGCCAUCCGCAUGCUGUUCCAUACGACCAGUAUCUGUUUCGUCUGCUCCCACUUCGCUGCCGGCCAAUCACAGGUCAAGGAGAGGAACGACGACUACAACGAGAUCACACGCAAACUCACCUUCCCCAUGGGUAGACUGCUCUACUCCCAUGACUACAUCUUCUGGUGUGGGGACUUUAACUACCGCAUCAGUCAGCCCAACGAGGAAGUCAAGGAGUUGAUCAGACAACAGAACUGGGAAGCCCUGACCGCCGGAGACCAACUGGUGGACCAGAAGAACCAGGGACUGGUGUUCCGUGGCUUCAUCGAGGGCAACCUGGACUUUGCUCCCACCUAUAAGUACGACCUGUUCUCGGACGAUUAUGACACCAGUGAGAAGUGUCGUACCCCCGCCUGGACCGACCGCUGCCUCUGGAAGAGGAGGAAGUGGAACUUCGACAAGACUGCGGAGGAGAUGAACAUGGUAGGCCCAGUGGGAGAAGCAGAGGAACAGCAGCAGGAGCCCUGGAGCCCUGGAGAGCUGAAAUACUACGGCAGGGCGGAGCUCAAGACCUCUGAUCACAGGCCCGUGAUGGCAGUGAUGGAUAUAGACGUCCUGGAGGUGGAUCCAGAUGCCCGUCACCAGGUGUACAAGGAGGUGAUCGCCCUGCAGGGUCCUCCCGACGGAACCAUCCUGGUCUCCCUCUGUUCCUCCGGACCCGACGACUAUUUUGACGACGCGCUCAUCGACGAGCUGCUGGACAAGUUCGCUGUGUUUGGAGAGGUCAUCCUCAUCAGGUUCGUAGAGGAGAAGAUGUGGGUGACGUUUCUAGAAGGUUAUUCAGCUCUGGCUGCCCUGUCUCUGAGCGCCUCCACGGUUCUGGGUAAGGUGAUAGACAUCCGUCUGAAGAGUUCAGGUUGGAUUAAGAGUCUGGAGGAGGAGAUGAGUGUAGAGAGGAUCUGUGGAUCUGUCCCUACCUCCGCCAGCUCCUCUCUGCUGGCCGAGGACGCUGAUAUGGGAGAGGAUGACUACGAUAUGGAGGGUGAUGUGGAUGAGGAGGUGGAGGAUAUUCUCCCCCAGCACCUUCAGCCCGGUGCAGGCCCCGCCCCCCUCUCCUCCCCCUCUCCCUCCCCCCGGGGAAGCCCCUCUCACUCCCCCACCCACGGAGAACCUGCUGCCCCCAGCAGACCCAGCCGAUCUGCCCCACGCUCUGCUGGACCACCGCAAGGGACUCCAGUGGACUUCCAGCCUGGUGCCCCUCAGGCCCUGGAGCCUAAACGCCCUCCUCCUCCUCGCCCCAACGCCCCCCCAGCCCGACCUGCUCCUCCUCAACGCCCUCCUCCUCCAUCAGGAGGCCUUAGCCCUAUGCCCGGGAGAAGAGACAUGGGAGGACAAAAAAGCCCUGCGCUCGCUAGACCUGCCUCAGGUCGCGUCCAAUCAGGUCCUGGAGGCCUGCCCAGACCGAACAUGCCUCAGAGAGCUGGGGUGAUCAGUGUGACCCCCCAGGCGCGCCCUGCCCACCCAGGUGCUCCCAGACCCACCCCAGAGGCACCCGGGGCUCCACGGCCCACCCCAGACACUCACCCUGGAGCCCCCAGACCUGGCCCUGACGCCCAGCCUAAACCCACCGACCUGCCCCUGGGUGAGACACAGCCUGGAGGCCUCACACUAUAUCAACCACAUCUGGCUUCAAAUAGUCACCCUCCUUCUGGACCCCCUCCAGUGAGACAUGUCCCCUCCCCGAUGCAGCCCCCGAUGCAGCCAACCAUGCAGCCCCAGUCUGCCCCUCCAGCCCAGCCACCCAUGCAGCCACCCAUGCAGCCACCCAUGCAACCAACCAUGCAACCAACCAUGGCUGCCCCAAUGCAGGCUCCCAUGCAGCACCAGUCUGCCCCUCCAGCCCAGCCACCCAUGCAGGCUCCCAUGCAGCCAACCAUGCAGCCCCAGUCUGCCCCUCUAGCCCAGCCACCCAUGCAGGCCCCACUGCUGCCCCAAAUGGCUGCCCCAAUGCUGCCCACACAGGCCGGAGCAGGGCUAGGGGCUACCGGGGCUGUGGCCCCCCAGGGGCUGUCCUCCCCCAAGCCCCCUCCCCGCUCCCGUUCCUCUCAUGUCCUGCCCCCUGAGACCACCACUACAGAGAAUGCCCCUGCAACCCAGAUCAAUGGGGUGAAUGGAAUCCAAAGAGAAGCACAAUGGAAGCCCGAACCCUUUGACACACUCACCUCUGACCUCUCCGCCUCUUGGCUCAACACCCAAUCACUGACCAGGAACUCCUCCUUACGCUCCGCUCCUACCCUCCCUACUUCCUCCUUCACUCUCCCUUCAUCCCUCCACUCCACCCCUCUGUCCACCAUGCAGGGCUUCGACGACUCCUCCACCCUCCCCCCUUCCCUCACCCAGUCUCUCCUCCCCCCUCCCCCGGUCCCAUCUCGAAGUAGGUCCCAGGAGGCCCUGCAGCGAGGCUCUCCCAACCCCUUCCUGAGUGAUCCGGUCCCAGCCCGUCCCAACAGCACCAACCCCUUCACUGGUCCUCUGGUGCAGCAGUGCCAGAGGCGCUCCCUGACACCUGACUUCCUUGCCCAGCAGAAGGCCUCCAGGCCUGGCCUCGACAGGACCAUGUCUGCCUUCACCCAGCCCCUCGCCCCUACCCCAGCCUCGCUUCUCGCCCCUACCCCAGCCCCGUUCCCAGCUUUUGCCCCCACCCCGACGCCAGGGGCACCUGCACCCCCUCCAUCGCUCCACCGGACCAUGCCCCUGCUUGGCCCAUCGAUGACCCCCCUCAUCCCUGCUCCAGGGCUCCCUCUCCUGACUGCUCCCUCUCUCCCUGCCCCUAUGCUCCCCCUGUCUCCUCCCUCCUCUCUCCCUGCCCCCCUGUCGUCCCGCCCACAGCCCCCUCCUCCCCCUCGGCCCCAGCUGUGGGUGACCUUUGAUGAUGAUUCACUCCUCCCCGUCCCAGCCAAGGCUCCACCUGCAGCCCCCACUGCUUCCAUCUGCCCCCCAUCUCUCACCCAGACUCAGUUCUCCUGCUCUGGUUUCGACUCUGACCCACACUGGGCCACCGGCUCCACCACCUUGACCUCCACAUUCCUCUCCCGGCCCCCUCCGAUCCCAGCCAGGAUGGUCCCAGGCAGCAGCCAGCCCGCGCUCCCAGCCCGCGCCACAGACAACCUCCCCUUUCCCAAGGACUUCACUGAGAGAUAGGAGUGAGCCAGCGAUCUAUGGUCCACCACAGAGGAAAAACAUGUCCUGUGUAGGCCAAGCAGGACAGGGCAGACCUAUCUAGAGGAGUGUAGAUCUAUGGUAAAUGUGAAUGUGUGUAUGGUUUGUAUAAAGAGUCAGGUAUUUAACACAUUUAAACUAACCCCCUCCCACUCCUGAAUAGUCAUGUAUCACUGCUGUUCCGUAACAUCUCUGCUGCCGAUGUUGUUAACACGUCAUUAUGUGAAUAUGUGUGUUUCUCCUGGUCUGUUUAUUUCGUUAUGGCAGGAAACAUGUUCCUGGGUCUAUACCAAGGCUGUCUAACCCUGUUCCUGGGGAGAGACCCUCCUGUAGGUUUUAACUCCAACCCUGUUCCUGGAGAGAUACCCUCCUGUAGGUUUUAACUCCAACCCUGUUCCUGGAGAGAUACCCUCCUGUAGGUUUUAACUCCAACCCUGUUCCUGGAGAGAGACCCUCCUGUAGGUUUUAACUCCAACCCUGUUCCUGGAGAGAUACCCUCCUGUAGGUUUUAACUCCAACCCUGUUCCUGGAGAGAUACCCUCCUGUAGGUUUUAACUCCAACCCUGUUCCUGGAGAGAUACCCUCCUGUAGGUUUUAACUCCAACCCUGUUCCUGGAGAGAUACCCUCCUGUAGGUUUUAACUCCAACCCUGUUCCUGGAGAGAUACCCUCCUGUAGGUUUUAACUCCAACCCUGUUCCUGGAGAGAUACCCUCCUGUAGGUUUUAACUCCAACCCUGUUCCUGGAGAGAUACCCUCCUGUAGGUUUUAACUCCAACCCUGGUCCUGGAGAGAUACCCUCCUGUAGGUUUUAACUCCGACCCUGUUCCUGGAGAGAAACCCUCCUGUAAGUUUUAACUCCAACCCCAGUUUUUCAACCAGCUAAUUAUUAGAAUCAGGUGCACUAGAUGAGGGUUGGAGUGAAAACCUACAGGAGGGUCUCUCUCCAGGAACAGGGUUUGAGUAAAAACCUAUAGGAGGGCAGAUCUCCAGGAACAGUGUUAGACAGCCCUGGGUCUAUAUGGUUAAUGUCAAUGUAUAUCAAUAUAUAUAUCUAUGUAUGCGCUCAAAUGGUGUCCGCUCCUGUGUAAUAUUGAACAUGUCUAUCUACAGCCGUCGAGGUUCUUAUUCCAUAUGAUCAGCAUUCUAGGAUAUGACCACAGUCAGCGGUGUGUCACGCUCACUGUUAUGACACGGUAGGGCUACAGUCACAUACACAUCUGGCGUUAUACUAGGCUGUAUGUAAGCAGCAGUAGCCUAGUCCCUGUCGUUCAAACACAGAGGGAAACACCUAGGAACCCAGUUUCUACUCCUCACUGCGUAUUCAGUAUAGGGUGAGUGCACUGCAAGAGCCAAAAUGGAACCCAGUUUCCACUCCUCACUGCUUAUUCAGUAUAGGGUGAGUGCACUGCAGGAUACAAAAUGGCCAACUGUCAUGUCACUCAGCAUUAAUCAGAAAUCACCUUGCUCUACAGAGUUUCUAGCCUGUUAUACAACGUCUUCGUAUGUUUCUGUGUCAGGCAGAGCCAGAACUCCCAGUUACUGAAUAUAUCUGUACAGUACAACACCUAUUUUAUCUGUUAUGAAUGUACAGGUUGUCGUUGUCUCCUUGAGACCACAAAUGAUGGUUUCUCUCUCUCUCCUGUCAUCAGCAUCUGUCUUCUGGGCUGUUGUGCUAAAGUUCAACGUGUUCGGUAGCCACAUAUGAAGCUGUAUACAUAGUGUUUCUGUAUCUUUUCAGAGAGCAGGCUAGUCCCCAGGCGCGUGUGUAUUUAAGGUAUAACAGAUAUGCACUAAGACUUUGUUAAGUCAACCAGGUUCUCUGAGAGGUCUUUGUUAAAGCAUUAACGUCUGGUGAGCGUGACAGAUUGUGGAUUAACGUCUGGUGAGCGUGACAGAUUGUGGAUUAACGUCUGGUGAGCGUGACAGAUUGUGGAUUAACGUCUGGUGAGCGUGACAGAUUGUGGAUUAACGUCUGGUGAGCGUGACAGAUUGUGGAUUAACGUCUGGUGAGCGUGACAGAUUGUGGAUUAACGUCUGGUGAGCGUGACAGAUUGUGGAUUAACGUCUGGUGAGCGUGACAGAUUGUGGAUUAACGUCUGGUGAGCGUGACAGAUUGUGGAUUAACGUCUGGUGAGCGUGACAGAUUGUGGAUUAACGUCUGGUGAGCGUGACAGAUUGUGGAUUAACGUCUGGUGAGCGUGACAGAUUGUGGAUUAACGUCUGGUGAGCGUGACAGAUUGUGGAUUAACGUCUGGUGAGCGUGACAGAUUGUGGAUUAACGUCUGGUGAGCGUGACAGAUUGUGGAUUAACGUCUGGUGAGCGUGACAGAUUGUGGAUUAACGUCUGGUGAGCGUGACAGAUUGUGGAAAGGGGAGAGACUGUUUUGACAGAUGACUUGAGGACUUAAACCUGCUUCCUCCUACUCUCUCUGUAUCACGUGUGUGUGUGUGUGUGUGUGUGUGUGUGUGUGUGUGUGUGUGUGUGUGUGUGUGUGUGUGUGUGUGUGUGUGUGUGUGUGUGUGUGUGUGUGUGUGUGUGUGUGUGUGUGUGUGUGUGUGUGUGUAGAGCUGCAUACUGUACGUCUCCCAGUAUAUAUAUAUAUUCCUCCUUGAUUUGAUCCAAAGCUUGGACCUGUACUACUGUAUAGUAACAUGAAUGUGGUGUUCUUCUGUUGUACUAUUGAGAUCUUUCUAUAUAUCUGAUCUCAAACGAUCCCAUUUUGCUUCUUGUUGCGUGUCGCUAUAAAACAUGUAUUUUGCUUUGAACUUAAUCUUACUCGCAGAGAUGGUACCUACCUACUUAUUUUUUAUUUCAAAAGAGAGAAUUAUUUCUAAUCUAUUUAUUAUUGAAACUGUGGUGAGAAGUACUGUGCUGUGUUUGAGGUGUGUUGUCUGUCGUGGGUGGGUGGG
This is a messenger RNA of Salvelinus fontinalis (brook trout), 8467 nucleotides long. RefSeq names its product synaptojanin 1 (gene synj1). The transcript has 31 exons. Gene Ontology annotation, molecular function: phosphatidylinositol-4,5-bisphosphate 5-phosphatase activity; nucleic acid binding. The record is from RefSeq and is a predicted model, not a curated record. Gene Ontology annotation, biological process: phosphatidylinositol dephosphorylation; synaptic vesicle endocytosis. Bases 328 to 5538 code for a protein of 1736 amino acids. NCBI's taxonomy places the organism in Eukaryota, Metazoa, Chordata, Actinopteri, Salmoniformes, Salmonidae.